AUGAAGAGCAUUUUCAGGUCCGGUUUUCUGGUCCGAGCCUUGCACACCCUGCUUACCUGGGUCUUGACCCUCACAUUGUUUCUGCACAACACUGAUUUGAGAAGGUACGAGGAGCGCGGGGAACUGCUGCUGCCCGCCCUGUUCUUCCUGCUCAUCAUGCUGUCGGUGCUGCUGUACUUCAGAGUCUCCCUGAUGGAUCCGGGCUUUGUCCUCUCUGACACUGCCGGUCAGAGCCCGGAUGACGAAACGGUGGCCAUGAUCCCGCAGUCGUCGACCCUCCGGCAGCGGCGCUGCGGAUACUGUCACCUGCAGCGCCCCUCUCCCCCCUCCAUGUGCCCCUGUGUGUCUCUGGAGCAGCAGCCAAUGAGAGCCAAGCACUGCCAGACCUGCAAACGCUGCGUGCGGCGCUUUGACCACCACUGCCCAUGGAUCGAGAACUGCGUGGGCGAGAGAAACCACCGUUGGUUCAUGGUCUACCUGCUGGUGCAGAUGCUGGCUCUGCUGUGGGCGCUUCACAUCGUACUGUCGGGGAUCUCUCCCGGCGCCACUUGGGAGCUGUGGCUCUGGGCCAACGGCGUCCUGCUGGCCGCCCUGGCGGUCAUCGGGGUCUUCUCGGCGGUGGUGCUGCUGCUGCUGGGCUGCCACUUCUACCUCAUCUCCAUUAACAGCACCACCUGGGAGUUCAUGUCGCGCCACCGGAUCUCCUACCUGAAAAACUGCGACAGCGAAGAGAAUCCCUUUGACCGCGGGCCGCUCUGCAACCUCUGGGACUUUUUCUGCAUCUGCCGGACGGUGGUGUGGGAGCAGGUCUACCACCGGAACACCCCCAACCCCGUCUGA
Menidia menidia (Atlantic silverside) is the source of this 840-nucleotide messenger RNA. NCBI's taxonomy places the organism in Eukaryota, Metazoa, Chordata, Actinopteri, Atheriniformes, Atherinopsidae. The record is from the annotation of a GenBank genome assembly.